Messenger RNA from Xiphophorus hellerii (green swordtail), 5804 nucleotides. RefSeq names its product zinc finger protein OZF-like. The transcript has 5 exons. Bases 1383 to 3005 code for a protein of 540 amino acids. Gene Ontology annotation, molecular function: DNA-binding transcription activator activity, RNA polymerase II-specific; RNA polymerase II cis-regulatory region sequence-specific DNA binding. Gene Ontology annotation, cellular component: nucleus. Gene Ontology annotation, biological process: regulation of transcription by RNA polymerase II. The record is from RefSeq and is a predicted model, not a curated record. NCBI's taxonomy places the organism in Eukaryota, Metazoa, Chordata, Actinopteri, Cyprinodontiformes, Poeciliidae.
CCAAUGCUACGAAUGUAACCGGAUCUUAGCUUGGUGGCUAAGUCCUCCAGAAAAACGUCUUAAAGUCUCUGUAGAACAAUUGUUUGAUUUGUCUACAUCAGUAUCUCCGUGUAAUCGCGAUUCUACGUGUUUGUUCUGAACCGCUUGGAUUAUUUUUCGCCGACGUUUCUAGUACAGAAUAUAAUUAUUCUUAAGUAGUGAAGUGAAUUUGAUGUCAGUCAGCCCGGAGCUAAAGCAACUGACAACAUAAACUAAAUCAAGUGAAGCUUUUAAAAGUUCACGCAACACGAGUCCACACAGUUUGUCAGCCUGUAGGCGGAAGAACACACCGUCUGUGGACACCUUCUCUAAGCUUGUUGUCUGAGGACCGAGAGACUGGAGACAGUUACAGAGUGGCUCCAGAACUACUAACCAAGCGGCAGAAUAACAGAAGAUCUGGGUAACAUGGCUGAAAUCUUGAUCUACUAUAACAUGUGAAGGAUGUGAUUAGUGAAAAGGAGAAUCCCAAGCGGAUUGAGGAUGACUGAGAUGAUGAAGGUCGAAGCAGGUGAACCUGGAGGGUUCAGCUUGGAGCCCCCCAUAUCUGCAGCAUCCGUAUCAGAACUGGAGAAGACACAAGACGACAAAGAUCUCAGUGAGUGUAUGGAUCGGAGCAAAGUUAUUCUGGGUGCAAGUAAAAAAAUAAAUAAAAGGGGGAGUUACAGAAAGAAUCAGAAAUGAUUACAUCAUGUCUACUGAUCAGCUGCUCUUGGUAAUUAAAGAAGAGGUUCCUGAUCUGCGGAACUGCAGUUUGGACAAAGAAUCCCCUCACAAAAAGGAGAAAGAGGACAAACUCUGGGGCUCUCUGGAGGAAGAGCAGCUUGAUGAGAAGGAAGAGAUGGAUUUCAUUGCUGUUAGUGUGAAGAGUGAAUGUGAUGAAGAGAAACCUCAGUUGUCAGACCUUGAUUGCAUCAAAAUUGAAGAGAACAUAGACACAGAAGCUUCACCUAGCACGACUGUUGAGCCGAGGGAAGCAGAACCUGAUGGAAGAUCAGAACCAGAGAGAAACUCUGAUCCAAAUACAGAUGAAAAGGCUUUGGAUUCUUCUGGGACUGAAUCGAUCCCGACGAAGAAAAUGACUGACUUGUUGUUGUAGGAGCGACUAUAUCCAGCAGAUGGCAGCAAUGGGACUCGUAGGAUUCAAACCUAGAGUGUGUCUGUAACGGUGCCUGAUCAAAAUCCAUCAGUGAUCCAUGGUUUGCGGGGACAUACCUGUCGUCGUCAAUACCGCGGUGGAUCGAGACAGAAUUGUACCCGGUUGCAUUCUGAGUUGAUGGGCUUGGUUCGUGUGAAGCAAUCCUCUGGUUUGUUUUUACUGACUGCGGGGACCAGGCGGGGACACCAUGGAGGAAGUGGAUGAUGUUGAACAACAUAGAUCUGAAAGUCUACCUUUAGAUGAAGUGCAGAUGAAACAGCUCGAUGUCCGUCUGCCGCAGGAAGUUGGUGGAAAUCAAACAGCUGUGUUCCCAGUCCUUCGGCUACUGAACGUUAAAAAUGAGGUUCUCCAUGCCUGGAGCGCCAGUACCCAGCAGCAGCAUCCAGAGGCCUUCCACAUAAAGGAAGAGGAGGAGGAGGAAGUCUGGACCAAUCAGGAGGAAGAGCGGCCUAAUGAGCAGAAGAAGACUAUCAGCAGGUUCCCUUGCACUGUUGUUACAGUGAAGAAUGAAAGUUAUGAAGAGAAACCUCAGUUAUUAGAGCUACAUCAGAUCAAAACUGAAGAAAACCGAGAGACUGAAGCUCUAAUCAGCAGCUCAGCUCAACAGAUAAAAACAGAACUUCAUAGCAAGGAUAGUGUAGGACCAGAACCAGACAGGAACCUGAAUCCAGCAUGUACCUUUGAGCAAAAUCCAAAUAAAAAUGCUUCAGAUUCCUCUGACACAGAAGCCAGUGAUGAUAAUAAUGAUGAGGACUGGCAGGGACCUUUGUCAGAUUCUGGGUCUGAAACUAAAAUGAGUCACAAUUGUGAGAAUGUCCUGAGUGCAUCUCAGUCAAAUGUAAAUGGUGAAGAGAAAUGUAACUCAGUCGUGGCUGGUGAUGAAGGAGAAAAACUGUUUGCUUGCAGUAAGUGUGAUAAAAGAUUUAAAAAGCGGGACAAUCUUACGGAUCAUGCUAGGAUCCACACCGGUGAGAAGCCAUUUGGUUGUGAUGUUUGUGAGAAAACAUUCAGGCGGAAGGACUGUUUGCGAAAACACAAGAUGAUUCACAGCGGGAAAACGGCGCACAGCUGUGAUUUCUGUGGGAAAGGGUUUAUAGAAAAGACGGAUCUUCAGGCGCAUACAAGGCUCCAUACCGGAGAGCGACCUUUUGCAUGUGAUGAAUGUGGAAGAAGGUUUCACAAAAAGUCAAUUCUCACAGUGCACAUGAGAGUCCACUCUGGGGAUAAACAGUUCAAGUGCACCGUGUGCGAAAAAAGAUUCCGAUUUCAGCACAUUCUUAAAAAGCACAUGAUUGUUCACACCGGAGAGAAGCCGUUUGUUUGUGUCGUCUGUAGUAAAGGAUUUUCUCAACAAGAAACUCUGAAGAGACACAUGGGUGUUCACACGGGGGAAAAGACAUUUGUUUGUAGCGACUGCGGUAAAGACUUUCAACAGAAGAUACACCUAAAAGAACACAUGAAGGUCCACACGGGGGAGAAGCCAUUUGGCUGUGACGUGUGCGGUAAGAAAUUCAAAAAAAAGUCAUAUGUUAAAACACACAUGAUGUCUCACGCUGGAAAGAAAGCGCACAACUGUGAGCUGUGCGGGAAAGGCUUUUUAGUCAAGGGUGGUCUUCUGAAACACAUGAGGAUUCACAAUGGAGAAAGACCUUUCAGCUGUGAUGUUUGUAGCAAGAGCUUUCUGCAGAGGAUCCAUUUGAAGGCGCACAUGAGAGUUCACACAGGAGAGAAACCAUUUGGAUGUGAAAUCUGUGGUAAAAAGUUCACAAAGAAAUCCUAUGUUACAACACACAUGAUGUCUCAUGCUUGACAGAUGACAGGAUUACUGUGUUGAUUUGCAGAUGCGCACCAAACUUCACACAAUAGCAGGAUGUCUGCGCAUCCUUAAAAAGUCUUAAAAUCAUGUAUCUAAAAUGAAGGCCUCAAAUUGUCAGGAAACAGGCCUCAAAACAGAAAACUGGCCUUAAAUACGUUAAUCACAGGUCUUAAAUUUUCUAUAUUCUGUGUAGUUAUCGUUUUUCUUGCGGGACUUUGCUAUUAUGCAAAACUUUGAGUGUGUGAGUCAAGGUGGUUGCCAGCAACUAGCUGCUAGGAUACCCUUGCAAGGGUAAAGCUAGCUAGCUUUUAUAUGUUAAUUAUGAGUAAGUGCAAAUUUAUCAGCAGUUUAUGGAUAAUGUUUGCCUUUGCCACUAACACACUUCAAUACAGUUUAUUUAUUUGCUAUUUUCUUUUGUACAUUUCUGUUGUGAUACAGGUCUUAAAUCUCAUUCAUAAUAGUUUUUAAAAAAACAGUCUUAUAAAGUCUUAAAUUUGAGUUGGUGUAACCUGCAGAUAUUCUGUAUGGGGUGAAGAAUUGGCCUAGGCCAUACUGGAGGGUUUGGUGCCUGAUAUUUGUAAUUAAAAAUGGAACUGAGGCAUAGCAUUCUGGGACACAAAAUUUCUUAGAGAAAGAUACCCAAAAGGUCUUAUAACCCUACAACACGUGCCUGUUUAAUGUAUCUGAAUGAACCUGCUAUUUGUACUACAGAGCAAGUUGAGCAUAGCUGUGCUUUCCCUUUGUAAACUGGCUACUAGAAAGGAGGUAAAAUUACUAUAACAGUGAUUGUUAUAGUUUUUGUUAUUCAGAUACAUUUGACAUAUUUGUAGUGCUUUUUGUUACUUAAAACAAAAUGUAAAGUAAACUCUAGAGAACUUAGUAAAACUGAAUGUCUGCUAUUGUGCUAUUUGAGUGUUGACCUGUUCACAACGAACUGCAGAAUUCAGAUCAGAGGUGUGGAACUGCUCCUGGAGCACUUUGUCCCCCAGAUUUUUGGUCUCUCUUUGCUUCAGUAUACCUGGUUCAAAUUAUAAUCGUCCUCAGCAGAACUUUGACACACUAAAAUGCUAAUUCAGCCAUUUAAAUGAGGCGUGUUGCAGCAGAAAUAGAUCUAAAACAUGUAGAGUAUUAUGUCCCGAGGUGGGACACAAUGGGAGAGUUUGGAAACUGGAAUAAACUGGCUUAAACUCUCCAGAUAUCUGCAAAUAUUAUUUUAUUCUGACUGGAUGCAGGCUAUGUACCUCUGUUGACCAUUCCAGAUCAGUGAGCCUUAAGAAUCUGUAGGUUUUCCUUAACCAAAGCUUUGUGGCAGAGAUGGUGGAGGAACUGCCACACAGCUACAAAUAUGAAGUUAUGAAAUUAUUUCACUUCAUUUCCUUAAAACAACUAUUUUAUGUAUUCUAUUUUAUUGUAUUUUUUUAUAAUACAGAACAACACGUGUAACUGUAAAAUUAAAAAUGAGUGAAAUACUUUUCUGAAUAUAAAAUUCUCUCGAGCAAAGCAGCUUUGUCUGAGCUGACUUGAUAAAUAAAUUUGCACCAUCAGUACAUUUAUAAAUCUAUCUUUUGUGAAUUGUUUUCAGAUUUGUCUUCGGCUCAUGUUUGUGGAGUUUUUGCCUAAUGUGGAUAUAUAGAUAUGUCUCAUGUUUUUUUUGUUUGUUUACUAAAUUAAAAUAAUAUGAGUACAAAAACUCAUCAUGGAUUACAAUCUUGUGAUUAUAUAUUCAUGUACCACUAGCUGAAGUAUAAAAAUGUUACUGGCAGUGAAAAAUGUUUUUCUCUUAUGCAUCCAUUGUUUUCCUAUGUUUUCUCUUUUCACAGUUUUGUUGCUUAUAGUUCUUUUUUUUUCUUCUAAAAGUCAUUCAAUUUAAUUCUCAUCAAAUGUCUCGGGGGCACUUUACAAGAUAAACAGAUAUAAGUUGUAUACAGAACUGUGUGAUCAAAUGAAUCCAUAUAUUCCAAUUUAAUUGGAUUUAUCAUAAGUUCAGUUUGUUAUGCUUGCUGGUCUAAAAGUUUUCUAUGUCAGAAAACCAAGCCAAUGCUAUUGAGAGACUAUACAGCAAUACGUCCUCUUGAACAAGCGUGUCGUGACUCUGUACUGUUGAUUGCAUGGAGACAUUAAGUUUGCAGCAAUCCCUCAUGUCACAACAGUGGAAGGAAACAACUCCAUUUUAACAGGAUGAAACCUCAAGUGGACUGAAGAAGAAAGAGCAGACACAACAAAGAGCUGUGACCCAGGAGUACUCUCUUUGUUAGAAGUAAAGUAUAAAGGGUUUAGAAGGAAUAGCUCUCCUGGCAGGGUCAUCUGGGAGAACAUGAAGUCUCAGUUGAAGCUGAAGUUGGCGUCUUCUGAUUAGGGAAAUGCCACCUAAUUUUUCACUACCUUGAGCAUCCUUAAUUUGUCCUGGUUAAAAACUAAAAUACCUAGGCACUUCUAAUAUGGUCUUGAUUAUUCUACACAGAUUGCAGAAUAUCUAAAACCAUAUCAAUAAAGGGCAAUAUUAGUUAUUUUUGCAUCUGUACCAUAUUACAGCUCCAAAACUCUUAACACAGACUCUUCAAACCUGGUCUAUUUUGCACUACUAAGUACUUAAACAUAGUUUGUGAUUGUAAAACUUUUAUUUGACUUGUGAGGCUCCAACAAGGGCAAUACGAGCAAAUUUUUAACCGAAAAGCUUUUGUUUUACUCUAUUUUGAAUGUGCACACCGGUAGCGUGGUAGGAUGUCUCGCCUCCGUUGGACUGCAGUUUUCUGGUUUGUCCACCAGAUGGCAAUGUAUAGCUUUUUUUUUUUU